CAUGCAGGUAAGCGCAUCUUGCUCUAAAAAAGUUGAGUACAAGGUCCAUUGCGCGCCACUGUGAAUCAAAGCUUCAUCUCUAUAAUCUUUUUUACCCUUUCACUCCCUCUUUUGCCCAUGAGCAUUUGUCUGGUUGUCCGAACCCUUUCUCUUCACUCAUGAGUCACUCGGCGGCGAAUACGAACUGCGCUACCCGACACAUUCCAUUUACGAAGCCUUACCCGAAGAUCAGCUGGAGCUCUCGAUACAAACAAUUCUAUCAGCAUAUCGAUGUGAUCACCAAUUCCAUGAUCGCUUGUUCGUGAAACAAAAUCCCUCUCUGCCAGAACAAUGGCUUUCGGAUUUGGAAACGUGGGAAAUGCAGGUGGCGGCGGUCUUGGAAACGUUUCCCAAGGCCCUGAUCUAGGGGAGGUUCAGACUGAAGCUCUCGGUUUCCUAUCAUUAUCUGGAGAUGCCAAGCUGCGUUUAACUUCACCGUGGUCUCCACCCCCUGCAGACAACGCCUCUCUUAUUAGCAUCGCCCCGCGGUGCGGUCUUGUUGCUGCCGCGGGUCCCGAUUCUGUCAUCCUAGCUUCUACAGAGGCCGUCCGAAAGGCAUUCGAUAAUCCUAAAGAUGGCGAUAGCGAAAUUAGACCCUUCGAGCCCCAACUGAAGCUGCCACUACCCAUACGAAUAUGUCAACUGGCCUUUACAGCCGAUGAAACCUAUUUGAUACUUUCGGCGGAGCAUGGUGGAGGGUUGGCAGUAUAUGAUGUCCAAUCUCUCCAGCAAGGCUCGAUCCAGACCGCUUUCGAGAUACCUACGAAUGGCGAGUCGCUAAGGGUUUUGGCGCCGAACCCUCGUCCAGAGAAGGGCGAGCUAUGCGCUGUUGUCACUAAUGAAGGCAAGCUUCUUAUGGCGAAUAUGAAGGAACGUAACUUCCAGUCCGGAACCAAUGGCCAAAUCUUGAAGGACCAAGUCAAUUGUGUGGCUUGGAGCAACAAGGGCAAGCAAUUGUUAGCUGGACUUGGUGAUGGUACAAUACAGCAGAUGACUCCUGAAGGUAUCACCAAGGCCGAAAUUCCUCGCCCGCCAAGUUUGAACGCAACCUAUUUUGUUUCUUCCCUGGCAUGGCUUGAGAAUGAUGUAUUCUUGGUUUUUCAUAUUUCGGCUACAGAGCAACCUCUCCAGGCCACAUGCCAUCUCGUUACAAGACAAGGCCAGGAUUUCCAGUUCCAAAAGCUGAAUGACCCCGUAGAUGCUUUUAACAACGACAAGACCCCGCAUCACACGAUCGUGCGGUUAAAGGACUUUCCGCCGAAUCUUCAGGACCUUUUAAUUUUCUCGUCAACCGCCAGCCCUGAUAUUGGCCUUCUUACACGGUCAAAGACGCCAUUAGGCCCCGGGGGCCCUUCGAAUGUCUUCGCUACUGUCGAACUAGCUGACGAUUCUAAGCGUGCCACUCUACCAAUGGACGAAAAUAUGGGAACCCCAACACCAAUCGGCACGACACUGGAUCUGUCUGGCCGAGAGAAUGUCUAUAAACCUAUACCUACCGAUGAGCUGGACCAAUCUCCUGGGCCGCUACCGGGUUACUGGGUCCUCAAUGCCGAAGGCGUGCUUUCUGUUUGGUGGAUAGUGUAUUCCGAAUCGAUUAGAGGAGGCACCACAUAUCCAGGACUGGCAGCUAUGGGAGGUGGUAUUGCAAGUUUUGCUGAGACGACGAUCUCUAAAGGGGCUCAACCGAACUCGUUUGUGACCCCAGCUUCGUCGCCGUUUGGGGCUCCGCCAGUGGUUACAGGGGCGGCAUUUGGUAGUACUUCAAUGCUUGGCUCGAAGAACUCACCCUGGGGGGCUCCACCUCCAUCUUCUGGUGGCGCCGGGCCUACGUUUGGCUCGGGUGCAUUUGGCACAUCAGCAGCUUCCUCGGCGCCAAAGCUUGGUCAACCAUCUUUCGGUGUCCCUAGUCUUAGCACCACUGCUGCUGCACCUGCCUUUGGACAGUCUACGGGGAUUGGCUCUAGAUCGUCCCCUUGGGGCUCUGGACCUUCCUCUUCUAGCACUCCUGUUUUUGGCCAAGCAAGUCAUACAGUUAGAUCCGAAGGAGCCUUUGGAGGCUCAAGUCUCAGCUCCACAAACGCCAAUAGUGGAUUUGCCACUUUUUCAAACAAGGGCGGUUUCGCGUCUCUUGGGUUGAAGAACAAUGCAGGCGGGCCAAGUAUAUUUGCUUCUACAAAAUCAGAAGCACCCGAAGUCUCCAUGGACGCCGACGCUACGUCUGCAUUCCGGGUUCCAGGUUCCAAGCCAAACACGAGUGGCGGAAAUGUCUUCGGUUCACAACCGUUUAAACUGACUUCUAGUUUCCAACGUGACCCGAAUGCAAAAGACGAUGACGCCGAUAUAAAGGGAUCGGGCGCUGAGACAUCGAUGUUCGGCAAAAAUUUUACUGCUACAAUAGACGUGACAGCGAAGUCGGUAGCCUCGAACCCUUUCGCUACUGGGGCACAAAGUACUUUUGGACAGCUAACAGCCCCUUCCAUGGGUGUAGACUCGACCACACCGACCUCAACGCCUGCACCCUCCAAAUUCUUAUCACCAACCUCUUCAGCUCCGCAGGGUAAAGGUCUCUUCGAUUUCCACCCGAACCCGCCCGGUAGCCUAAGCAGCACGCUUGUAUCCUCUACAUCCCAAACACCAACUGCUGGAUCCCCUCAGGCGAAGGCAGAGUCAGAAACUCCUAAACCAUUGAGAAGUUUUGCUACCGCACCUCUGCCACCGGAAUCUACCAGCAAAGCUACUUAUUCAUUAGGCGACUCAUCGUCUUCGUCCGCUGCCACCGUGGACGCCCCAGACACUACAGGGACGCCGCUCAAGGUUGAAGAGGCACCCUUCCCCCCUGACUGUGCCGACUCAACUCCUAAGAGCACGGACCAGGAGAUGCCACGUGAAGAAUCUCCCGUUGUUGACGACGCGCCUUUACCCCCCGAUCCGGUAAAGAAUAAGAAGGCAUACGAUGCUCCCCUUCCCCCAUUGCCCGGCAUUGUGUCUAAACCCAAACCAGUGGACGAUUCGCCGUUACCACCUGAUCCAAUCAAGCAGCCGAAAGCUUAUGUGACCAAGCUGCCCGCCCUUCCCAUUGCUAAGCCAGCUUCCGAAGUUAUUGGACCCGGAUUCAAAUUUCCCACAAACCCCCUUCCUGUCUCGUCAGAUACAGAUGACGACGACGAAGACGACGACGACGGAAGCGGCGGCGGCGAUGGUGAUGGUGGCUUAUCCGAAGUAGAAGAAGGUACUGAGGUCGUCAGUGAAGGUAGUGGUGUUGAUGUCGCAAAAGAUCUCAGUCCGUCCAGUAUAGGUAUUAGCAAGACCCCCGGAUUUACUCCCCAAAGCUCAUUUGAUGGCUUGGCCGGAAGCUAUUCUACCAUAUCCCGACCAGAUCAAGAGAGGCGAAGCUUCUUUGGUGACUUAGGACGAAAUGCCCCGGUUUUCCCUCGGCCAAAUCCCAUCAGUCCUCGUUCACCAAGUCCUGUUCGAGGUGCGGCGGUACCGUCAAGAAUGCUUGGUAAGGACCAGCCGCGGUCGUUCAGUGCGCCUGGAAUGGCAUCUCAUAUCCUUGGUGUUUCUAGACGGCAGCAGCCUCACUUUGGAUCUUCUAUCGUUAGCAAGGACACUUAUGUUGAAGAUGCGAUGAUUGAGCAGCAACGAAGAGCUAAGGCAAGAAAGGAGGCCGAGGAAAACCAGUUGCUUCUCGAUGAAGAGGAUGACACGGUCCAAUGUCUUCUAAACACAGAGGUCAAGCCAACAUUAGAGCUUGAUGAGUUUGUUGCUCACUCAGGUGUAGCACCGCCAGCUGGAGAUAGUGUUCCGGCGCAGGUCGAGGCUGUGUAUCGUGAUAUCAAUUCUAUGAUCGAUACUCUCGGGCUCAAUGCACGAUCCCUCGCAGGCUUUAUUAAGGGCCAUCAGGAUCUCUGCGCCGAAGAAUAUACGAGGCAAGACUUAGCUACUCCGGACGAUUGGGCUUUAAUCGGACUAGAGAGCUUGUCCCAAGUUAUUGAUCGGGAUCUCAAUAAUGCUCUUAGCGAGGCAAGGGUUACGAAUUCAGCAAGAAAGCUUACAGAGUGUGAGGAUAUUCAGCGUGAGCUGGUCCGCGAUCGCAACAAACAGGCGGAUCUAAAAAAAAUCAUUGCCUCCCGUGCCGAUCCAGAACAGACCGUCGCGAAUCGCGCUUUACCCCUUAGCGCAGAGCAGGCGUCACAGCAGAGUGAUUUGAGGCGGGAGUAUGCCAAAUUUACAAAGCUCUUGGCGGAGGCCGAGGAGAACCUAACUCUGCUUAAGGCUAAGAUCGUCUCUGUGAACAGCGCCACCGGAAAAGGCGGGUCGACGCCAACCAUCGAAGCUGUUGUGCGCACCAUUACUAAACUGACAAGUAUGGUCGAGAAACGUAGUGGCGACAUUGACGUUCUAGAAAACCAAAUGAGGAAGCUACGAGUCGGUUCGCACGCUCCCAGUAGUCGUGAAGGUUCGCCUUUUGCUACGCCCAAUGCCAAGAGAUUGAAUGCGUCAUCAAUUUUCUCCCCUGACCGCUCAGUGCGGGAGAGCACGCCGCAGCGUAGUAGCGUUCUACGCCACUCAAUGUCGGGUUCGAUAACAAGUCUUGGUGGUAGCAUGUUUCAAACACCGCCACGCAAGAAGUUAAACAGCUUCGGGGACCUGGAGAGGAAGGCUGCGAAAGAGAAGCGAGAACGCAGGGCGGUUGUGCUUGGGAAGCUCAAGAGCAGCCUCGAGAAAAAAGGCGUCGGUGUUUGGGCCGUAGAUGAUAAAUAAGUAGGAUUGUUUCACGUCAAUAAGCGUCGUAUCU
Annulohypoxylon maeteangense is the source of this 4837-nucleotide messenger RNA. RefSeq lists its product as uncharacterized. Gene Ontology annotation, biological process: protein import into nucleus; RNA export from nucleus. Lineage: Eukaryota; Fungi; Ascomycota; Sordariomycetes; Xylariales; Hypoxylaceae. Bases 331 to 4803 code for a protein of 1490 amino acids. The record is from RefSeq and is a predicted model, not a curated record. Gene Ontology annotation, cellular component: nuclear pore. The transcript is spliced from 2 exons. Gene Ontology annotation, molecular function: structural constituent of nuclear pore; protein binding.